Molecule: messenger RNA, 1414 nt
Organism: Aureobasidium pullulans EXF-150
Lineage: Eukaryota; Fungi; Ascomycota; Dothideomycetes; Dothideales; Saccotheciaceae
Product: Aldo/keto reductase
Exons: 6
Coding region: 68-1123 (351 amino acids)
Cellular component (GO): cytoplasm
Source: RefSeq, a predicted model, not a curated record
AAUUGGCAGAACUAUCAAUUUCCAUCUCUAAAUUCAUCUCAUUCUCAUCCUCGAAAGGAACGCCAUUAUGCAGUUAGCACAAAAUACUCUCGCCAAUGCCUCAGACCGCCAACUCCCCACUGCUCCAUUUGGACACAAUGGUCCACUCGUUACUCGCCUCGGCUACGGAUUGAUGGGACUAAGUUGUUUCUACGGCCCUCCAAAACCCGACCACGAACGUCUCGCCAUCCUCGACGCGGUAUUCGAGCAAGGCUGUCGUUUCUGGGAUACCGCCGACUGUUACGCUGAUAGUGAAGAUCUUCUCGCAAAAUGGUUUGCCCUGAACCCAGAGAAACGCUCCAAGAUUUUCCUGGCCACUAAAGUCGGCUUCAGAUUCGACAACGGUGAAAUGAGCAUCGACUCGUCGCCAGAAUACGUGAUGAAAGCUGCUGAAAAGUCUCUGUCAAGGCUUGGAGUCGAGUAUAUUGAUCUAUUGUAUGCUCAUCGAGUAGACAAAGUCACACCGAUUGAGAAAACAAUGGAAGCAAUGACGCAGUUGAAAAAGCAGGGCAAAAUUCGCCAUAUCGGGCUUUCUGAAGUGUCUAGCGAGACUUUGAGGAGGGCUUGUAAGGUGGAGAAGGUGGAUGCUGUACAAGUCGAGUAUUCUCCAUUUUCGCUGGACAUCGAAUCUGAGCAGAUUGGGCUCUUGAAGACAGCAAGGGAGCUAGGUGUCGCCAUCGUCGCAUACGCGCCUCUAGGUCGAGGUAUGCUGGGCGGCAAUAUCAGGAGCAACAGUGACCUCUCUGAUGAUGAUACGAGGAAGUAUUCGCCUAGGUUCAGCGAAGAAAACUUCCCUAAGAACUUGAAGCUGGUUGAUACUUUGACCUCCAUCGCUGAGAAGAAGAAUAUCACUGCUUCUCAAUUGACGCUGUCCUGGCUUUUGGCUCAAGGAGAUGAUAUUUUUCCCAUCCCAGGCACGACUUCCCUGCCCCGCAUCCAGGAAAACUACACCUCCUCUACCAUCCACCUCACCAACAAAGAGACAGCAGAAAUCAGGAAAGCAUGUGAAGAAGCAAUUGUACAUGGAGCAAGAUAUCCCGAUGACUUUUUGAAGGAUACUUUUGUUGAUACUGCUGUGCUGUGAUAUGAUAGCUUAGGCGGGAGGUAUUGAGAAGUGGAUGGUUAGGUGGGGGGAGAGGCCACGAGGGUAUCGCUAUCGAGGAGGUUGUUGAAGAGGGAAAAGGACUUGCGUCUCGUCGACUCUGGAUACACGACACUGGGUAUGUUUAGCUGACGAAGGGCAAGAAUAUGUUUGAGAGUAAAUGUUCAGAGAGAGAGAAAUCGGCAACGAAGUUUUCGAACAUGGGUUGAACGGGAACAGGUAUUGCAUAGGUUCGAUGUCAUGAAUCUACUUCCCUUGCAAGACAGCGAUGAA